This is a messenger RNA of Guillardia theta CCMP2712, 414 nucleotides long. RefSeq lists its product as hypothetical. The record is from RefSeq and is a predicted model, not a curated record. The transcript has a single exon. Bases 1 to 414 code for a protein of 137 amino acids. NCBI's taxonomy places the organism in Eukaryota, Cryptophyceae, Pyrenomonadales, Geminigeraceae.
AUGACUGUCAUGUCGACGGCGAUGACCUUGUGGUGCUCAGGUGAGGAUGGCUCGAGGCUCUUCUGGGACAGGCUCAACACUCAAGUCUUCCUCCGCCUCCUCGGCCGUCGCGUCGUCGGCUCGCUCAUGCUCAAGGUGCGCGUCGAGCUCCUCUUGCUGCGGGCCCGUCUCGCUGCCAGGCGUGAGGCCUGCAGGCAGGCCCUCAGGACCGAGCUCAGCCUCACCCACGACCAUCCCACCCGCAGGGCCCCGCGCCUCGUCUACUCCGACAAGCUCUGCAUGCUGUGGAAGGCGGAGGCGAGGGCGGAGGAGCCCGCGGCGGCGGCCAAGCCCGAGAGCAAGAAGCGAGGGAGGCCGACGCUGGCGUCCAAGCAGCUGGCUCCGGGUGCUGCUGUCCUUGCUGCGUCGGCUUGA